Molecule: messenger RNA, 1327 nt
Organism: Durio zibethinus
Lineage: Eukaryota; Viridiplantae; Streptophyta; Magnoliopsida; Malvales; Malvaceae
Source: RefSeq, a predicted model, not a curated record
AUUAUUUUACGUGGCUUUAGCAGAAACCUUCAGAUUAAGGCUUAAUAUAUAAAGCAGAGUACGUUCAUUUGCAUCAUUUCCAUCUCCUUCUCAUUUUUGUUCUGUUUUCAGCCAAAAUUAUGAGUGUGGAAGAUCAGUUUCUAUAAUGGAAACCUUCAUGAACAAGGAGUGGCCAUCUUAUAUUUAUGGCAUGGCCACAGGUCCAAAAUUUUUCAACGAUCAAAUCAUUUGGGGUGCUUUAACUGAGACUGCUUGUCAGGAAAAUGGAAGUGGCAGUGGAAGUAAGUCAACCUCAUCAUCACCUGAUAGGCUGCUUUUAAGUUCCGAUUCCAGUUCUUCAGCAGAGGAGGCUUCCGGAGCCAGUUUGUUCAAAAACAUUCCUGGAGUUGUCAGACAGGAUGUUGUGGAUGAACACCAUUCAAGUUUAUUUGUUUCAGGGUUUGGUUCUGUCCACCUGCCUGGAGAUUCUGUUACUGAUGUUAAGGGUGGUUUUGUUCCAGUGAACUUCUUGGAGUCCUUUCCAAAACUAAACCAAGCUCAAGUUUCAGAACCACCUUCUCCAUCCACACCAGUCAUUGAUUCCAAUGGUGAAAAGAGUGAACCUGCAUCGACUUUGUCACAAAACCACAUGCCUCAACUUGGCCAGAUUCAGUCUCAACUGGGCAAUGAAUGGCUUAAUAUCAACCAGAGCUUGAAAAGUUAUCCAUCCAAAGGUUUUAGUGACUAUUGGCUUAGCACUACCAAGACUCAGCCUAUGAAGUAUACUGGACGCAGAUUGCAGAAGCAGAACCAAAAGGGUUCUUUAUCAUCAGCUUCAUCACCUGGAAAGCUGUUCAGAGGGGUAAGGCAAAGGCAUUGGGGGAAAUGGGUUGCAGAGAUAAGGCUACCAAGAAAUAGACCAAGAGGGACUUUUGACACUGCAGAAGAAGCUGCUAUAGCGUAUGAUACAGCAGCAUCCAUGUUGCGUGGAGACUAUGCACAUUUGAAUUUUCCAGAUCUUAAGCAUCAAUUCAAGGCCAAUUCUUUCAAUGGAAACACUGCGGCACUUCUUGAACCCAAGUUGCAAGCAGCAUCACAAGGUAUUUCUGCUAACAAGAAGUCAAAUGACCCGUCACCGACACCAGCAAAAGUCAAAGAUUUAAAUCAAAACACAGCAAAAAGAGAGUGGCAAUUUGAGCUGGAAAGUAAGGCAGGGUCUGAAGUGUAUGAGAAUAAUAGGAAAACUCCGGCGAUUCUAUCAUCAGAUGUGGAAGCUGUACAGUUAAGUAGAAUGCCUCCCUUGGAUAUGGAUAUGAUCUGGGAUGCUUUUUUGAUCUCAGAUUCAUGA